Filobasidium floriforme is the source of this 1943-nucleotide messenger RNA. RefSeq names its product CND02450-like protein. Gene Ontology annotation, biological process: pyruvate decarboxylation to acetyl-CoA. Lineage: Eukaryota; Fungi; Basidiomycota; Tremellomycetes; Filobasidiales; Filobasidiaceae. Gene Ontology annotation, cellular component: pyruvate dehydrogenase complex. The transcript has 7 exons. Gene Ontology annotation, molecular function: dihydrolipoyllysine-residue acetyltransferase activity. The record is from RefSeq and is a predicted model, not a curated record. The coding region runs from base 76 to 1623 and encodes 515 amino acids.
UUCCUCUGGCUCUCACUCGUCUCCUCACCUUUUCAUCCCCUCACUCUCCUAUCUUACCUACCCAAAAGUCACGCAAUGUUCGCUCUUCGUGCCGCUUCCAGGGCUCAACGGGUGGUAGCUCAGGCAUCCGCCAAGAGGGCCUUCCACCCCUCCCCGAUGCCCUUGGCGUUGACCAAGUUCCAGAUGCCGGCCAUGUCGCCCACCAUGACCGAAGGAGGGAUCUCUACCUGGAAGAUGAAGGAGGGGGACACUUUCGCCGCGGGAGAUAUCAUCCUCGAGAUCGAGACUGACAAGGCGACCAUGGACGUCGAGGCGCAGGAUGACGGAGUCAUGGCCAAGAUCCUCGUCGGCGACGGAACCAAGGGAGUCAAGGUCGGAACCCUCAUCGCCAUCACCGCCGAGGAAGGUGACGACCUCUCCGGAGCCGAGGCCAUGGCUCAGGAAGGCGGCGACUCUUCCUCCGCUCCCUCUUCCUCCUCCGAAUCUUCGGAAUCUUCAUCUACAUCUCAACCUCAGGGCAACAAGUCCGAGGCCGCCAAGGAGAAGGAGGUGGAAGGUUCGCACGAAUCCGUCCAGACCACCUCGUCCGAGUCGGCCGCUCUGGACGUCACCCCCGCCCUCGGUACCCCUGCCGACGAGCGCAAGUACGGUUCCGGUGGAAAGGUUGGAGAUAUGAAGAGCCCCAAGGAGUCGAGCGGUGGGGACAAGAAGAAGUUCUUUGCGAGCCCGUUGGCUAGGAAGAUUGCCCUUGAGAAGGGGAUCCCGUUGGGCGAGGUCAAGGGGACCGGACCCGAGGGCAGGAUCACCAAGUCCGACGUCGAGUCGUACAAGCCCACUUCCAGCCCCGCCGCCUCUUCUUCUUCUUCCAAAUCCGCCCCUGCUUCCUCUUCCUCCAAACCCGCCCAGGCUUCGUCUUCGAGCUCGUCGGCAGACUACGAAGACGUGCCCGCUAGCAGCAUGAGGAAGAUCAUCGGACAGAGGUUGUUGGAGAGCAAGACGACGGUGCCGCAUUACUACGUUACCGUCGAGGUCAACAUGGACCGAGUGAUGAAGUUGAGGGAAAUGUUCAACAAGGCUUCCGAGGGCAAGAGCAAGCUCUCGGUCAACGACUUUAUCGUCAAGGCUUCGGCUUUGGCUUUGGCUGAUGUGCCCGAGGCCAACACGGCUUGGAUGGGAGACAGCAUCAGGCAGUUCAAGAAGGCCGACAUCUGUGUCGCCGUGGCUACCCCUACCGGUCUGAUCACCCCGAUCGUCAAGGACGUCGGCUCCAAGGGUCUCACCAGCAUCUCAUCCGAGGUCAAGUCGCUCGCCGUCAAGGCCAAGGACGGCAAGCUCAAGCCCGAAGAAUACCAGGGAGGCUCGUUCACCAUCUCCAACCUGGGCAUGUUUGGCGUCCAAGAGUUCACCGCGAUCAUCAACCCGCCCCAGAGCUGUAUCCUCGCCAUCGGAGGCACGGUGGACCGAUUGUUGCCCGACGCGUCGAGCGAAAAGGGCUUCAAGGUCGCCCAGAUGAUGAAUGCUACCUUGUCGGCCGACCACAGGACGGUCGACGGAGCGAUCGCGGCCAGGUGGUUGAAGGCUUUCAAGGGGUACAUGGAGAACCCGUUGACUUUCAUGUUGUAGGCGAGCUCGGGGUCGUUUGUAUGAGGACGUGGGGGGGUUUCAUCUUUCGGUUUCUAUAUGCAAUAGAUUGUGUCAUGUGAAGAAUCCAAAGUUCUCGAGCACGUAUGAUGGGUUUGUUAGUAGACAUCACCAGGCAGCGGGACACACACAAUCAGGCGACUAUUGCCAGAAUGGUAGACGAGCCCAGGACUCGUAGAAGGGCGAUGAGCCGAGGAUGAACUUAAUGUUGAGACGCGGUCAUCGGGAGAGCAGGGAAAGGGUCGAAAAGGAAAUGUAAACAUGGCUAGAUUUGGUUUCAAAUCGAGAGUUCAUUUUCGUGA